This is a messenger RNA of Onychomys torridus (southern grasshopper mouse), 2045 nucleotides long. It is a transcript of the gene Tle6, whose product is annotated as TLE family member 6, subcortical maternal complex member. The record is from RefSeq and is a predicted model, not a curated record. Gene Ontology annotation, molecular function: transcription corepressor activity; protein binding. Gene Ontology annotation, cellular component: transcription regulator complex; nucleus. Lineage: Eukaryota; Metazoa; Chordata; Mammalia; Rodentia; Cricetidae. The transcript is spliced from 16 exons. Gene Ontology annotation, biological process: negative regulation of canonical Wnt signaling pathway; regulation of DNA-templated transcription. The coding region runs from base 218 to 2041 and encodes 607 amino acids.
GGACUCGAGCGAGGAGUUUGCCCAGGUUGAACGGUGGGAGGGUGGACCAAGUGUCAUUUGUCCCGAAGUCCUUCUUUGAAAAACGUUUUAAGUGUGCCUGAGUGUGUGUGUCUAUCUGCACACCCCAUGCAUACUUCUACUCGUCCCGCAAAACCCUCUCUCUGCGACUCACCACAUCCAUGACUGCUCCCGGACUUGGGACUUCAGGAUCGACCUGAUGACUUCCUACAGCCAGAGCAAUGGCGCCGUCGGUGGAAGUUUGCCUUCCAGCUUCUUGAAGAGGUACUCCUCCAUCAUGGAGCAGCUGCCAGAGGAGCUCAACAGGCGGCUGUCCUUGUGGAGUUCUGCCCUAGGGCAGAUACAGGGGCUUUUUCUAGAAGGAUCCUCAACUGCUCCCCCCCCCAUCAGAAUCCUUUCUGAGAUGAUGAUCCAGCUGGACAACAUCUCCAACCUGGUGUCCAAGAUCAAUCAGUCUUUUGAAGAACAUCACAAACAGGUGGAGAACUUCUUCAACCUGAUGGAGAUUUUCAGCAGUUCCCCGCACAUCCUGGAGGUGGUCAAGGCCAAGCAGGACUGGGCGAAGAAAGAAGCCGAGCAGAGCCCAAAGGCUGCAGCCCCCAAGGAGCCCAGACCCAAAGCCACCCCGGGGCCUCAGCCGUCCACCAGAGGGCGACGGCAGUGCCUCUCCGAGACUGAGGAGCAGCAGGACCCACAGCCCACGUGGGACAAGGAGCCCCAGUUCUGGAGAGACACCCUGACCUGGGAUCUCUGGAAACUUUUCACGGAUGGCCAGGACAGCCAACAGGCACAGAAGGAGAAGCUGCUGGGAUUGGGAAGGAGGGGCUCCUGCCUGAGUGACUCGGAACUGGAACUGGACCCUGAACCCAAGAGCAGCAACAGCCUGAGUGACUUAUCCCCCAUCCUGACUCCCAUGAAUCUGCUUGGUGACUCCCAAAAAGACAUCAGCCAGCCCCAACAUGAGACCCAGGAAUCUUCUAAAAGUGCUGGUCCAUUUCUGAAGCCCCUGUGCUGGGACUCUGAGGACUUGGAGUACAGUUGGAAGAGGCCUGGCGCAUCGCCCUCACAAAUGGAGGAGAUGGCCGCUCUGCCCCAAGCCCUACAGAAGGUCCGAGUGCUGAAACACCGGGAGCUCCUGCUGGCGCUGGCCGUGAGUUGCUUCACAAGGCACGUCUUCACCUGUAGCCGGACUGGCAUCAAGGUGUGGUGCCUGACGAAGCAGGUGGCGGAGGACGGAUUCCCUGAAAGCAGCUUGCAGUGUGGCGGCCAGACCAGCGGGGCGUACCUGCGCACCUGUCAGCUGUCCUCCAACAGCAGGACCCUGUUCGCGGGUGGACACAACCUGCCUGGCGUGAGCGUGUGGGACCUGGCAGCCCCGUCCCUGUAUGAGAAGUGCCAGCUACCCUGCAAGGGUCUGUCCUGCCAGGCCCUGGCCUGCUCGGAGGAGAACAUGGCCUUCGCCGGCUUCACGGAUGGCAUGGUCAGGAUAUGGGACCUACGGAGUCAGGGAGUGGUCAGGGACCUCGAAGGCCCGGUCAGUGCAGCCAAGAGCCUUGUGGUCAAAGGUGACAAUGUCUGGACGGGAGGUCUGGACGCCUGUCUGCGAUGCUGGGACCUGCGGACGGCCAAGGUGUUGCAAGAGCACACAUUCCAGUCCCAGAUCAUGAGUCUGUCUCACAAUCCACUGGAAGACUGGCUGCUGCUAGGCCUGGCCAGCGGCCAGCAGUGCCUGUACAACAGCAAAAGGAAUGAAGCGUCCACUGUGGGCACCAAGGACAAGACCAUCCUUGACCUCAAGUUCUCCCCGAACGGCAAAUGGUGGGUGAGCGUGGGGAUGGACGACCUUGUCACCAUCCACAGCAUGCCCACGGGAGCAAAACUCUUCCAGGUAUUCCUGUGCAGGGCGGCACCCUGGGGGAGUUGGAUGUCAGUGGGAUCCUCAGCAUCCCCCACGGGGGCGAUCCCAGACUCUGGGCGGAGAGGAGCUGGGCUCGGGUGGAUCCUGUGGGCUCGCUCAGCCUGAUGUC